Molecule: messenger RNA, 2025 nt
Organism: Candidozyma duobushaemuli
Lineage: Eukaryota; Fungi; Ascomycota; Pichiomycetes; Serinales; Metschnikowiaceae
Gene: ENP2
Product: ribosome biosynthesis protein
Exons: 1
Coding region: 1-2025 (674 amino acids)
Biological process (GO): maturation of SSU-rRNA from tricistronic rRNA transcript (SSU-rRNA, 5.8S rRNA, LSU-rRNA)
Cellular component (GO): nucleus; 90S preribosome; nucleolus
Molecular function (GO): protein binding
Source: RefSeq, a predicted model, not a curated record
AUGGUCUUAAAGUCCACUUCGGCUGGUAAUGUCUCGGUGUACCAGGUGGCAGGAUCGAACGUAUCUCGUUCGUUGCCAGACUGGAUUGCCAAAAAGAGAAAGAGAGAUCUCAAAAGAGAUGCCGAUUAUAUGAACCGUGUGGAGCUUAUCCAAGAUUUCGAAUUUAGCGAAGCAUCCAAUAAGAUUAAGGUCACUCCUGAUGGCCAAUACGUCAUGGCCACGGGAACGUAUAAGCCACAAAUCCAUUUAUACGAUUUCCUGAACUUGUCCUUGAAGUUUGACAGACACACUGAUUCUGAGAACGUGGAUUUCACGAUUCUUUCCAAUGACUGGACAAAGUCAAUCCACCUCCAAAACGAUAGAUCUAUAGAGUUUCACACCAAGGGCGGUAUCCAUUACAAAACGAGAAUACCGAAGUUUGGUCGUUCGUUAGCAUUCAACAAGACAAACUGCGAUUUGCUAGUGGGAGCUUCAGGCAACGAAAUCUACAGACUCAAUCUUGAACAGGGCCGUUUCCUCAAUCCAUAUGUUUUGGAUACCGAGGAAGGAGUCAAUCAAGUUGAUAUCAAUCCCGUGCAUGGUCUCGUGGCUGCAGCUCUAGAAGAAGGAACUGUGGAGUUUUGGGACCCUAGAAGUAGGCAGCGUGCUGCUAAGCUUUUCGUCAAUGAGCAUCUUGGCGACUCACUACAAGUUACAGCCGCAUCUUUCCGUAACGAUGGUUUGAACUUUGCAUGUGGUACCUCGACAGGUAAAGCAUUGAUUUACGAUCUUAGAACAUCGACACCUUCUGUGGUCAAGGAGCAGGGUUACGGAUUUGAUGUGAACAAGAUCAUCUGGAUUGAUGAAAAUUCUAAUGACUCCGACAAGAUCCUCACAUCAGACAAGAGAAUCGCCAAGAUCUGGAGCAGAUUCGACGGUAAGCCUUACACCUCGAUGGAGCCUAGUGUUGAUAUCAACGAUGUUGCAUACGUCAAAGAAAGUGGUAUGUUCUUCAUGGCCAAUGAAGGUAUGCCAAUGCAUGCUUUUUACAUUCCACAUCUCGGUCCGGCGCCAAAGUGGUGCUCUUUCUUGGACAACAUCACCGAAGAGCUCGAGGAGAAGCCAACGGAUGCGGUCUACUCCAACUACAGAUUCAUCACCAGAGACGACGUGGCCAAGUUGAACUUGGGCCACUUGAUUGGAUCUGGAGUCUUGAGAUCUUACAUGCAUGGUUAUUUCAUCAAUACUGAGUUGUACGAGAAGGUCAAUUUGAUUGCCAACCCCAACUCGUACAGAGACCAGAGAGAAAGAGAUAUCAGAAAGAAGAUCGAAAAGGAGAGAGAGUCUCGUAUCAGAUCGACUGGUGCUGUCACCAAGAGCAAGGUCAAGGUCAACAAGAACUUGCACGAGAAGUUGGAAGGAAAGGAUGUUGCUACCGACGACCGUUUUGCCGAAUUGUUCGAAAACCCCGAGUUUGCCGUCAACGAAGAAUCUUACGAGUACAAGCAGCUCAACCCUGUGCGGUCUACUAAGGACGUUACUUCCACUGAGCGUCCUCGUGGUUUGACUGCUGCCGAGGAGUCUGAUGAAGAGAGAAUGAAUGGUGUUCAGGAGGAGUCCGAGAGUGAAGAGAGCGAGGAAAGCGAAGCUGAAGAGGACCCUGAAGCUGUGAAACGCAGAGGUGAGAAGGUUGCCAAGGAGAUCAACAAGUUGAGAGAGCGCAAGGAGCGUCAAAAGGAGACUGAGAGGUUCAUGAAUGACAUGAAGGCCGUGACUCAAAACGAGACGGAGGCUAGAAAUGCAGAGACUUUCGACAAGCAGGUCAGCAGACUUGAAAAGGUGACGAAGAACAAGAAGAGUGACGAUUCAAGACUGCGUCGUCACGGAAAGGGCGAGAUGGAGAUGACUUUCAAGCCAAAGAAGGAGAAGAAGCCCAAGUUCAGAACCGAUGAGGACGAGGAGGUGGAUGAGACGAAGAAGGGUAGAACCAAGCAGCGUUUUGCCGGCAGAAGAAGCGCAGGUAAAAACCAGUUCAGAGGCAUGUAA